AUGGAGGUAGAGGCCAUCCGGGCCUGGAAAGCAUUCUUUCGUAGAUGCUAUGUUGGUAUAGUGAGUUCAUUCAUCGGCAGGCAGGGAUGGCCUCCAGCCAGUCCCUGUUGGGGCUCAGCCGUCCCUUGCUUCGACACUAAGCUCCGCACAUCCGGUAGGGCCAGCUCAUGGGAGAAGCCGUCGUUUGGAUCCUAUAGCGGAAACCAUAUGACCGGCAGCAGUUCAGUGGCGUCCACCUAUCCUCGGACGCUCCGCUGGUCAUGCCGUUAUAGCUUCCUUGGGAGGGCGGUGGUCCCCAGUGCCACCGGAACCGCCGAUGCCAGAGUUCCGAUUUGGCCGGUGUUAAUAGCAUCACUUGGGGGUGACAUAUUCGACGCAAUGAAAGCAUUAACGUUUUACAUGCCCAGCGACAACGACCCGCGCUCUAACGCAGCCAUACGUUAUAGUUCCUCAUGGAACCACAGGGCGUAUGUCCGGGCAUUCGAACGAUAUGUGGCUAGAUGGACUGGACGGUUGUUCGAAAGCGCGCGAACAAACGGGGUAAUACUUAUCUAUCUAUCUAUCUAUCUAUCUAUCUAUCUAUCUAUCUAUCUAUCUAUCUGUUCAUAUCUAUCUAUCGAUUUCUUCAUAUUUAUCUUCAUCUAUUCAUAUCUAUCUAUCUAUCUAUCUAUCUAUCUGUUCAUGUCUCUCUAUUUAUCUAUCUUCAUCUAUUCAUAUCUAUGUGUCUAUCUGUUCAAAUCUAUCUAUCUAUCUAUCUAUCUAUCUAUCUAUCUAUCUAUCUAUCUAUCUAUAUAUAUAUAUAUAUAUAUAUAUAUAUAUAUAUAUAAUGUUCACAUCUAUGUAUCUAUCUAUGUAUAUUGCUGUCGUUAA
Acanthosepion pharaonis is the source of this 870-nucleotide messenger RNA. NCBI's taxonomy places the organism in Eukaryota, Metazoa, Mollusca, Cephalopoda, Sepiida, Sepiidae. The record is from the annotation of a GenBank genome assembly.